Osmerus eperlanus (European smelt) is the source of this 1766-nucleotide messenger RNA. Its product is annotated as rho guanine nucleotide exchange factor 19. The transcript is spliced from 13 exons. Gene Ontology annotation, molecular function: guanyl-nucleotide exchange factor activity. NCBI's taxonomy places the organism in Eukaryota, Metazoa, Chordata, Actinopteri, Osmeriformes, Osmeridae. Gene Ontology annotation, biological process: activation of GTPase activity. The coding region runs from base 125 to 1690 and encodes 521 amino acids. Gene Ontology annotation, cellular component: nucleus; cytoplasm. The record is from RefSeq and is a predicted model, not a curated record.
CUAAGCCUGCACACCUGCAAGUACUUGUUGUGAUUGGGGUGCUUGAUGAUGUAACGAGUCACAGCAACGCCCAGCUGUACCUAAUGACUGCCGAAUCCCUGCUGAAGCAGCAGGUGAGCGCACAAUGUCUCAGCAUGACCUUGGUUGUUCCUGGUCUGAUAACAGUGAUUAUGCGAGUGCUGAGGGUCGCACCAAACAGAUGAACGGUGUAACCGAGGAUAAGGGGAGCGAGGCUGCAAACCAACUGGACCACUUGUUUGGCACUCCUGGGGGCAUAACCUCAGCACUCAAGUCUGUGGCUUUCCAUAUGUGGGGUCAUGGAGGGUGUGACUCACCUGAGUCCCAGCCAUGCCCUGUGCCUGACCAGAACAAGGACUCCUCAGACUCAAAGGCCAAACACCAAUGGUCAUUUGGAAAGCAUAAACCUGCAACAAAUUUUAAAUCCAAGUACAUUCAUGGUUGCCCUCUGUAUCAGGACUAUUGUAAAACCUCUGGAAAAGGUGACAUGAUGAACUUGUCCAAGCUAGUGACCUCCCAGUGUCUCCUGGGCCUUCAGAGCCCACCUUGCACCAGUCUGGACACCGCCUCCCCCCCACAGCACAUCCUCAAGGUGACGCCGUGUACACUUUGGCAGGAACUUGCCGAGGUGAGGGAGCGAAGGCUGCUCACCUCCCUGGCCCUUGGAGAGAUUCGCCUACAGGAGUCCAAGUUUGAGAUGAUCGUCUCUGAGGCGUCCUAUCUGAAGAGCCUAGGUGUCGUCAUCAAUCACUUCUUCACAUCGAAGACACUGAGACUGACCCUGUCUAAGAUGGAGCAUCGCAUUCUGUUCUCUAACCUCUGCGUCGUGCAGACAGCUAGUGAGAGGUUUCUGAAGGACCUCGAGGUUCGCCUGGGGGAGGAUGUGAUGAUAUCCCAGGUUGGGGACAUUGUCCUGCGCCACUGCCCGGUGUUUCGCUCCCUCUACGUGCCCUACGUGACCAACAUGAUGUACCAGGAGGCCCUCUUCAAGAGGCUGCUGCAGGAGAACAGGGAGUUUCUGCUUGCGGUGACAAAGCUAGAGAGUGAUUCGGUGUGUCAAAGACAGAGGCUGAAGUCCUUCCUGGUCCUGCCAUUCCAGCGAAUUACUCGUCUGAAGAUUAUAAUGGAGAGCAUCGUGAAGUUGACUGAAAAAGACUCAGAGUCAGUUCCUUGUCUCAGAGAGGCUAUCGAAGCUAUACACAAGAUUGUGUCGGAGUGUAAUGAGCAGACCCAGCGGAUGAAACAGAUUGAGGAACUAGUACACUUGGAGAAGCUUGUGUACUUCCGCAAAGUCAAGUCAAUCGCUUUGAUCAUUAGUGGACGUUAUCUGGUGCAUGAGGGCUCUCUGAGGCAGCCGCUGCUGGGAAGCUCGUGGGGCACCAAGGUGACCUUCAAGGAAAUCUACAUCCACCUCUUCAAUGACUUGUUGCUGAUCUCCUUGAAAAAGGGUCUGCGUUUCAGUGUGCUGGAUUAUGCUGCGUUUCCCAGCCAUGUGUGCACGGAGCCGUUAAAAGAGGUCACUGGUCUGCCCUCGGAAUCCUUCUUGCUGCGACUGUCUCGGAACCAUGCAGGCCAGGCCAUUGCCCUCAUACUGGUGUCGCACACAAUGUCCGACCUACAGACAUGGAUGAAGGCUCUAUCCACUACAAAGUCAACAGUGACAGAUCCUUGAGACAACGAUGAAUGCUCUUCACACUUUUUUUAAAUUCAUAAAUGUAUAUUAAACUUGUCUUUGUUCUAAAUCUUCA